AUGGUUGCGGCACCGCGCGUCAUCGACCGCGACGACGAAGAGGAUGACAGCUUGCGCUCGUAUGAGCCUAUCGACCUGCUUCGAGAUGCUGGCAUUAAAACGACAGACAUCGCUAAGCUCAAGAACGGUGGCUUUGCAACCAUCGGCCAGCUCUUUCAAGUGUCCCACAAAAGGCUAUUAGACGUGAAGGGGAUCAGCGAAGCCAAGAGGGUCAAGCUUCUUCAUGCAGGCAAAAAGAUGAUGCCUGAGAAGAGCGGAUUUGUAUCGGCCAGCUCACUCUAUCAACAGAGUCAAAGCAGGAUAUUUAUCACCACUGGGUCACAGCAGCUUGACCAAAUCCUUGGAGGAGGUUUAGAAACAAUGUCUGUAACUGAGGUCCAUGGAGAGUUCCGAACAGGUAAAACCCAGUUGUGCCACACUGGAACAUUUCGACCGGACCCUGAGGACGUCCUUGAUAACAUCAUCGUGGCGAGGGCUCACAGCCACGACGCUCAGAUGGACCUCGUGGUCAAGCUAGGCGUUUUGUUCGCGGAUCCUGACCAGGGACCAUUUCGCCUACUGAUCAUCGACUCGGUAACUGCGUUAUUUCGUACGGAUUUCUCUGGGAGAGGCGAGCUUAGUGAAAGACAACAGCGGCUGAACCAGCAUCUUGCUCGGCUUGUAAAGCACGCAGAGGAAUUCAACAUCGCGGUUCUUGUGGUCAACCAAGUUAUGGCCGAUCCCGUAGCAAACGUUCUGUUUGGCUCAGAGAUGAAGCCUGUUGGUGGCCACGUGAUGUCGCACGGAGUUCACACGCGUGUGCUGAUGAAGAAAGGGCGGGCAGAGAAUCGUAUCUGCAAGGUCAUCGAUAGUCCGUGUAUGCCCGAAGCCGAGUGCUCUAUUCAGCUUUACGAAGGCGGGGUGACGGAUUCGGAUGAAUGA
Messenger RNA from Phytophthora infestans T30-4, 921 nucleotides. RefSeq names its product DNA repair and recombination protein radA, putative. The transcript is spliced from 13 exons. Lineage: Eukaryota; Oomycota; Peronosporomycetes; Peronosporales; Peronosporaceae. Bases 1 to 921 code for a protein of 306 amino acids. Gene Ontology annotation, biological process: DNA strand invasion; DNA repair; mitotic recombination. Gene Ontology annotation, molecular function: ATP-dependent DNA damage sensor activity; double-stranded DNA binding; ATP binding. The record is from RefSeq and is a predicted model, not a curated record.